This is a messenger RNA of Ailuropoda melanoleuca (giant panda), 1793 nucleotides long. It is a transcript of the gene ATG5, whose product is annotated as autophagy related 5. Lineage: Eukaryota; Metazoa; Chordata; Mammalia; Carnivora; Ursidae. Gene Ontology annotation, molecular function: Atg8-family ligase activity. Bases 324 to 1151 code for a protein of 275 amino acids. The transcript is spliced from 8 exons. The record is from RefSeq and is a predicted model, not a curated record. Gene Ontology annotation, cellular component: autophagosome; phagophore; phagophore assembly site membrane. Gene Ontology annotation, biological process: protein lipidation involved in autophagosome assembly; piecemeal microautophagy of the nucleus; cellular response to nitrogen starvation.
UGACUGGACUUGCUGUGGGCUUCCAAAGGCCCCGCGGCGCUGCGGGUUGUAUCGGCAGGAUACCGGAGGGCGGAAGUGCAGCAGGGCUCAGCUCCGACCUCCGCGCCGGUGCCUUGCGCGGCUGCGCGGGCUCUCGGGACUCCAGGCUCGCGCGCCUCUGCGGGACAGUGUGUCAAGCACCCUGCGCCGCCGCCCUGCCAGAGCCGGGAUCCGAGCAUAUUCACCGGUGCGGGAAGCCGGAGAAGGAGCUGGCGUUUCUGGUAGGUUUGGCUUUGGGUGAAAAAAGAAUUUAGCCUAUAUGCACUGCCUUAACCACUGGAAGAAUGACAGAUGACAAAGAUGUGCUUCGAGAUGUGUGGUUUGGACGAAUUCCAACUUGCUUCACCCUGUAUCAGGAUGAGAUAACUGAACGGGAGGCAGAACCAUAUUAUUUGCUUUUGCCAAGAGUAAGUUAUUUGACGUUGGUAACUGACAAAGUGAAAAAGCACUUUCAGAAGGUUAUGAGACAAGAAGACAUUAGUGAGAUAUGGUUUGAAUAUGAAGGCACACCACUGAAAUGGCAUUAUCCAAUUGGUUUGCUGUUUGAUCUUCUUGCAUCAAGUUCAGCUCUUCCUUGGAACAUCACAGUACAUUUUAAGAGUUUUCCAGAAAAGGACCUUCUGCACUGUCCAUCUAAGGAUGCAAUUGAAGCUCAUUUUAUGUCUUGUGUGAAAGAAGCUGAUGCAUUAAAGCAUAAAAGUCAAGUUAUCAAUGAAAUGCAGAAAAAAGAUCAUAAGCAGCUCUGGAUGGGAUUACAAAAUGAUAGAUUUGACCAGUUUUGGGCCAUCAACCGGAAACUCAUGGAAUAUCCUGCAGAAGAAAAUGGAUUUCGUUAUAUCCCUUUUAGAAUAUAUCAGACAACAACUGAACGACCUUUCAUUCAGAAGCUUUUUCGUCCUGUGGCUGCAGAUGGACAAUUGCAUACGCUGGGCGAUCUCCUCAAAGAAGUUUGUCCUUCUGCAGUUGCUCCUGAAGAUGGAGAAAAAAAGAAUCAAGUGAUGAUUCAUGGAAUUGAGCCAAUGUUGGAAACACCUCUGCAGUGGCUGAGUGAACAUCUGAGCUACCCAGAUAAUUUUCUUCACAUUAGUAUCAUCCCGCAGCCGGCGGACUGAAGGAUCAACUCUAUGCCUGAACGGAAUCACCCUGAAACAGGAUCCACCAGAGCAUGUCACCCUUCUGCUUCAGUCAGGCUUGGUGGAGGCAGCCUGACCAGAAACACUACUGCAAGCCGAACAGGAAGAUGAUUCCAUGUCAGAUAAGGGCACUUGGGCUGGUCUGUCUUUGCAUCACCACUGCUUCCCUCCACUGCCGUCAUUCAACCUCAGCUGCGACAUGAAAGACUUCACAGGACCACUGCAAGUCUUCUGUUUUCUUGUAAGAUAUAAUGAAGCCGAAACCUUUGGCCUAAGAAGAAAAUGGAAAUAUGUGCCACUCGAUUUGUAUUUCUGAUUAACAAAUAAACAGGGGUAUUUCCUAAGGUGACCAUGAUUGAACUUGAGCUCAAGGGAGUGGAAACAUUGGUUUAAUUUUCUAGAGAAUUAGACUUAAGAAAGUAAAAGAGAAAUUCUGUUAUCGAUAACUUGCAGUAAUUUUUUGUAAAAGAUCCAAUUACAGUAAACCCAUCUUUCCUUAAUGAAAAUUUCCUAUGUUUACAGUCUGUCUAUUGGUAUGCAAACAAUCUUGUAACUUUGAUAAUGAACAGUGAGAGAUUUUUAAAUAAAGCCUCUAAAUAUGUUUUGUCAUUUAAUAACAUA